AUGGCUGCAAAAUCCUUUAUUGCUUCUCUGCAUUACUCUCGGUCGCUUCAAACUCCAUGGCUCAUGCUUCCUCCUAGUAAACAAAUAGAAAAAGAAGGCCAUGAUCCUUGCUGUUUUGUAACAUUUGAAGACGAAGAGGUUAACAAUAAUGUUUUCUUAAAUUUUAGAGAAGAACAAGUUUGCAAGGUCAACAUCGUGUUAAGAGGUUUUCAUGGAUGUAUUGGAUCGUCAUAUGGAUGGUUAAUACUUUUGGACAAAACAAAUAAGCCAUCCCUCCUUAACCCUUUUACAAGAGAUGUAAUUGGACUUCCAUCGUUCAAUGAUCCGAUUUAUGUCUCGUCUUUUGCGAAGCAAAAUCAUGCUAAAGCUAUUCUCUUGUCCAAUCCAUCACAUACCAAAAGCUUUGUGGUUGUGGUUAUAAAUAAUAUAUUCAAAGUAAGAUUUGCAUUCCUUGCAUUCUAUAAGCAAGGAGACGAGUCAUGGACUACUUCCAGUGACCAUGGCAAUGGAAAGGAACUCAAUUUUUAUUUGGAUAUAAUAUGCCACAAUGGUCAGCUCUACGCAUUAAAAAACAACGACGAUAUACAUGGUUGA
Ziziphus jujuba (common jujube) is the source of this 594-nucleotide messenger RNA. RefSeq lists its product as uncharacterized. The record is from RefSeq and is a predicted model, not a curated record. The transcript has a single exon. The coding region runs from base 1 to 594 and encodes 197 amino acids. Lineage: Eukaryota; Viridiplantae; Streptophyta; Magnoliopsida; Rosales; Rhamnaceae.